Messenger RNA from Lampris incognitus (smalleye Pacific opah), 6412 nucleotides. RefSeq names its product C-myc promoter-binding protein-like. Gene Ontology annotation, biological process: regulation of Rab protein signal transduction. The record is from RefSeq and is a predicted model, not a curated record. Gene Ontology annotation, molecular function: protein binding. NCBI's taxonomy places the organism in Eukaryota, Metazoa, Chordata, Actinopteri, Lampriformes, Lampridae. The transcript has 33 exons. The coding region runs from base 140 to 5917 and encodes 1925 amino acids. Gene Ontology annotation, cellular component: cytoplasmic vesicle; ESCRT I complex.
AAAAAAUAGCCAGAAAAGUUAUCUCACCGUUUCUGCACCGACGGCGCCGUAAUGCAACAGUGACGGCAGGCGAUCGCGGGGGAAGUUACGUGAGGAUUAAUUUCGCAUUCGCAAGUGGCGCAGUUGGCGGGGAUGGGAGAUGCUGGAAGACAAAGGUCCCCGCGUUGCCGACUACUUUGUUGUAGCCGGCCUUACCGACGCUUCCACUCCACUGGAACAGGAGAUCCACUUUGACGAUGCCUGCCACAAGACGGCCAAACCCAAGGCGCCCAUAACUGAUGUUGCUGUGGUGAUACGCUCGCUGGGCGAGGAGGUGCCCCCAGGGUUCACCUGCGUGGAGACCACACCCACUGGCCUGUCAGCUGACUUAAACAACGGUGGCCUCAUGGCACCUCAGAUCUUCCUGUGUUACAGGCGGGGUCGUGACAAACCCCCCCUCACUGACCUGGGGGUGCUGUAUGAGUGGAAGGAGCGUCUGAAGCAGGGCUGCCACCUCAUCCAGACCACACCUUCUGGUCGCCCGGCCAACAUCAGUAGCACUUCGUCACAGCGAAUCUACGUCACGUAUCGCCGCGCCCCUGAGAGCCAGCCCCACGCUGCCCUGGCCGUCACUGACAUCUGCAUCAUCAUCCCGAGCAAGGGGGAGACGCCGCCUCACACCUUCUGCAAGGUGGAGAAAAAUCUCAACAGCAGCAUGUGGGGUUCUGCUGUCUACCUGUGUUACAAGAAAUCUGUGGCCAAGACCAACACAUUAGCCUACAAAGCAGGUUUGUUCAGCAGAUAUCCAGAAGAGGACUAUGAGUCAUUCCCCUUGCCAGAGUCUGUCCCUCUCUUCUGCCUGCCCAUGGGGGCCACUAUCGAGUGCUGGCCCACCCAGACUAAAUACUCUUUCCCAGUCUUCUCCACUUUUGUGCUGACCGGAGGCUCUGGAGAGAAGGUCUACGGUGCUGCCAUUCAGUUCUAUGAGCCCUACCCCCCGGAGUGCCUGACAGACAGGCAGUGCUCUCAGCUUUGCCUGCAGGACCCAGAGCCCAACAAACCCAAAUCCUCCAGCACUUUGGCCCUGCGCACAGUCCACACCAACAAGUGCAUCUGCCUCCUCUCCCACUGGCCCUUCUUUGACGCCUUCCGCAAGUUCCUCACAUUCCUGUAUCGGUACUCCAUCUCCGGUCCUCACGCACUGCCCAUUGAGAAGCACAUCUCUCACUUUAUGCACAAAGUUCCCUUCCCUUCCUCCCAGAGACCCCGGAUCCUGGUGCAGCUCUCCCCUCAUGACAGCCUGAUGCUGAGCCAGCCGGUGUCUUCUCCAUUACCACUCAGUGGUGGACGGUUCUCCACAUUGCUGCAGAGCCUCGGACCAGAGAACGCUGUCACACUGUUGGUUUUUGCUGUCACAGAACACAAGAUCCUGGUCCACUCUCUACGACCAGCAGUACUGACCAGUGUCACUGAGGCUCUGGUUUCUAUGAUAUUCCCUUUCCAUUGGCCGUGUCCUUACAUCCCCCUUUGCCCCCUGGCGCUGGCUGAUGUGUUGAGCGCUCCUUGCCCCUUCAUAGUGGGCGUGGACUCCCGCUACUUUGACCUGUAUGACCCUCCACCAGACGUCAGCUGCGUGGAUCUGGAUACCAACACCAUCUUCCACCAUGAAGAUAAGCGGGCACUCACAUGGAAGAUCCUGCCAAAGAAAGCCUGUAAAAACCUAAUGAAUGCGCUGAAUCAUCUCCACCAGCAACUGGCUGAUGUCUGCCGUCACAGGCCUGAUGGGCUGCUGGAGCCCAGCAUGAGUGAUUCAUCUGAGCUCAACUGCGGUAAGAGCCUCCACAUGCUGGAACUGGAGAUCCAGGAAGCUUUCCUGCGCUUCAUGGCGGCUAUUUUGAAGGGUUACCGCUCCUACCUGCGACCCAUCACCCAGGCACCCUCAGAGAAAGCCACUGAUGCUAGCUCGCUCUUCGACCUCCAAGGGUUCCUGAAGAGCCGCGACCGCUCGCACCAGAAGUUCUACACGCUGAUGACCAAGACCCAGAUGUUUAUCCGCUUUAUUGAGGAGUGCUCCUUUGUUAGCGACAAAGACACAAGCCUGGCAUUCUUUGAUGACUGCGUGGACAAACUCUACAGCUCAGAGCGCACUGCAGACAAAGGGGGCAAGGUGGACAGUGAUAGGGCAGAGGAGACCAGACUGAUAGAGAUCGACGAAUCACAGCGCAGCGAGCACACAGUGUUUAUUACUCCUCCAGAACUGCCCCCCCUGCCUGAGGGGGAGGAGCAUCUGCUCUGUUACAGGUACGAUGGAUUCCCAGUUUUGAGCAUGGAUCUCUUUGACCCAGUAGAAGGUCCACGGACUUCUUCCCGUCCCACCGCUCGGCACAGCUGUCCCACCAGCCCUGCACCCGUGUUUAGACGAAGCAAGCAGGAGAUCAGGUUGGCCCAAAAAAUAGCCAAGAAGUACUCGUCAGUUCCCCAGCUGUGGUCCAAGUGCCUGCUCCGACACUGCUACGGUCUGUGGUUCAUCUGCCUGCCGGCCUAUGUUAAGGUGUGCCACUCCAAGGUCCGGGCACUGCGCACCGCCUACGAUGUGCUCCGCAAGAUGCAGGCUAAAAAGCUCCAGCCCCCAGAUGAGGUGUGCUACCGGGUGCUGAUGCAGCUCUGUGGUCAGUACGGUCAACCUGUCCUAGCUGUUAGGGUUCUCUUCGAGAUGAAGAAGGCAGGAGUCCACCCCAACGCCAUCACCUACGGCUACUACAACAAGGCUGUCUUAGAGAGCACGUGGCCCUCCAGUACCAGAGGAGGUUACUUCCUGUGGAUGAAGCUGAGGAAUGUGGUUCUUGGUGUUGCCCAGUUUAAGCAGGCGCUCCGCAGACAUGCCCGGCUCACACAGAGCCCUUUGUCAGGAGAUCAAUCAGAUUUGGGAUAUAACUCGCUGUCCAAAGAGGAGGUGCGCAGAGGAGACCUCAGUGCUCCUGACCGAGAAAAGAAGGAGAGCGACAGCAGCUCCUUAUCAGAGACAGAGAGUACUAAGGGUAGUGGCGACAGUCUCCCCCAACUGGACAUUGAGGUCAAUCCCUGCUUCAAGUGCCAUGGAAUCGUCCGUGGCACCCGACCCUAUGAGGACACAGCUUGCCAGUCCUGGAGCUCUGCCAGUGCAGACCACGUUGCAGGUCUCUUGUUCACCUCCUCUCUGGAGGAGAUUGGGGAGGUGCAGACCAACAGCUUGCUGAGGAGACACAAAAGCGCCCUGGAGGAGGUAGUGGGCAGUACCAACAGCAGCAGUUCCACUUCAGACAGGCUGGGGCGGCGGAGCCGCCGGCUGAGUGGGGACACGGCUGGCAGCACUGGCAGCGGUAGCACAGUCCUGGGCCUUGGCCUUAACCAAGGUGAGACCGAUCCAGAGAAGAUCGCAGGAAACCUGGGCACCGAUGCCAAGUUUCUCUCCAGCACCAAGUUCAGCAAGACCAGCCGGCCUCAAUCCCUGACGCUCAGUGGGUCCGAUCGUACACAGGCUAUGGCGGGCACGGGGAGGAACUCUGGGGCCCGGGAGGAGGCAGGUGACCAGAACUCCUGUGAUGAGGAUAAGGGUGCUGCAGACACCAUCUUUGAUCUGGAGGAUCUAGACUUGGAUGAGCCCACCUCAGAGGUCGCCAGCAUCUCAUGCAAUAGAAGUGUAAAGAGGACUGUGGAGCGCAGCGCAAGCUAUGGGGGUGUGGGCGUUGUAAUGUCAAGGGGAGCAGUGAAGCGAACAGGCAUCGAAAUGGGCUAUGACCCCCUGUCCCUGCUGGCGGCACAGAGUCAGUCCCAGCAGCAUGAUGACAACCGGGGCCCAGAGGAGGACGAGGUUGGCACACCCAGCACCCGCAGACACCUGGCCAGAGAGAUUGAACUCUACAUGAGCCAUAUGGGCAGUCCACUAAGCAGCCGCACCCCUAGCCUGGACUUCCAGGAUCCCUCUAGCCCCUUGCUCCUCCACCCGUACUCCUCUGUCCACCGCCGGGCCAGUCUGCCCCACAGCUCCCCUCUCAGGACUGGAGGGGUACCACGAUCUCGCACUUACCACCCACCUUCGCCAUCCCAGCCCGUCGCACGCCAACGCCUUUGGUCCUCCCCUCCCAGUAGGCGAUCUAGCACCACACCCAGCCCCUACAGGGAGAGAGCUGACAGAGACUCCUUGAGCAUGAGUCUUGCCUCUCCCUCCCCCUCCUCUUCCUCCUUUGCCCUGGACUCCCUGCUCACCCCGACUCUGGACAUUUUCCGUAGCAGUGUGUUCUCUGCAGGGAAGGGUGUGGCAGAGAAGGCCAGCCGCUGGUACUCCCGUCUGGCCACCUAUACCACGCCCACUAAGGAUGAUAACAGUGACCAUUUGAGUGUGUCUUCCCUGGGCAUGGAUGAUGCAGAAACUUCCUCCCUCCUGUAUGAGGAGUGCUGUGGAGAGCCAGACGGGCCCUUACUCUCCCCACCAAGAAAUGGCCCUGUGGUCCCCCGGAGGAGCCCCAGACGCAGCCCCUUCCGCAGCAGACUGGACAGCUCUGCCAUGGGCUCCAGCUUUGGAACACCCACACCUCUACAACCCAGUUGUGUGGUGUCUCCAGGCUUCAAUCUGCCAGACAAAUCAGACCUUGGCUCUUCACGCUACACCAGCAAUACUAGCAUCUUCAACAACUAUGCCAUGGAGCUUCUCAUCUCCAGCUGCUCUCGCUGUAAGACGUGUGACUGCCUGGUGUAUGACGAGGAGAUCAUGGCUGGCUGGACGGCAGAUGACUCCAACCUCAACACCACCUGCCCCUUCUGUGGAAACCCCUUCCUCCCCUUUCUCAAUGUGGAGAUCAGAGACCUACGAGGACCUGGGAGACUCUUCCUGAAGAACAGCCCUUCAGGGGACGAUGCAGCAAGCUCCUCUUACUCGGCGUCUACAGGCAUGGACACAGGGACGUCAACGCUGUCCACCCCCUGUCCCACCAAUGUCCUCUCUCCCCAUUCUCGCAGGGUCACUGUCCACGAGUACGCCAGGACUGGAUCGGCCAGAGCACGGGGUAUAGAUAUCCCCACAGAACGCCGCCAAGGGACGCUGUCCCCAGGGGCUCCCAUGGUACGCAGCAUCAGCGCCUUCGGCCCUAUAGAGAAUCCUUCCAGGUUCAACCACUUCUUGCCCACAUCAGGAAGCUUGCCCAGCCGGCUCAAUGAGACCACUGACCCGCUCAGCAUGGACUGGCGCCUCCAUAACCCAGAGCCAGUGACUGUUCCGUAUCUGAGCCCACUGGUUCUGUGGAAAGAGUUGGAGAGUCUGCUGGAAAACGAGGGUGAUGCCGUGAUCUCAGAAGCUGACAUAGUGGACCAUCACCCCAUCAUCUACUGGAACCUGCUGUGGUACUUUAGAAGACUGGACUUGCCCAGCAAUCUGCCGGGCUUAAUCCUCACCUCGGAGCACUGCAACAGGGGCUCACAGGUCCCUCGUCAAUGGAUGUCAGAGGACAGUAAACAUGUUCUGAUCCAGAUCUUGUGGGACAACCUUAAGCUGCACCAAGACCAAGUUCAGCCGCUCUACAUCCUGUGGAACACUUACAAUGUGGGCUACCCUACAUCGCACCCCAUCCGGGAGGAGGAGAGGCCGUUCAGUGAAGAGCUCCUCCAGAGUGUGGUAAAGAGCAUCCAGAAGAAUGAUGUGACCAGGCCCAUGGGACAACUCCUCUACCUGCUGGGACAGACCCAGGGGGUCAAAAGGCAAAGGAGCUUGUAUAGAGAUAUCCUGUUUCUUUCUCUAGUGGCUUUGGGAAAGGAUAAUAUUGAUAUUGAUGCAUUUGAUCGGGAAUACAAGCUGGCAUAUGACCGCCUCACCCCCAACCUGGUGAAGCUGACCCAUAACUGUGACCGGCCCCCUAGCACGGGGGUAAUGGAGUGUCGCCGGACAUUUGGAGAACCCUACCUUUAAAUGUGUAGGUGGUGCCUCUGAACUAACUGUGCAUCUCAUCUCCACCUUGCAGCGCCCCACACUGACCACGCAUCUCUAUUGAUCGCUUUAAAGACAAACUCAGGAAAUCUGUUGAAAGACUGUGAAUGUGGUAAUAUACCUGUGCUAAUCUGUCAGAAACACAACAGAGGCGCUGCAGAUAACAGCCCUGAAGAGCCAAGGCAAGUGUUUUGGAACCCGGCUUGUAAAAAAGGAGUUACACAAAUCGUGUUCAUACAUUUGGAUCACCUUGGUCGAUCUUUUAUGAUAUGGUUCCAUAAUUGUUUACUGCUGUUGGUCAUUUGUAUGUCUCCAUAAGAAACACUUAACACACAGUGUUAUAGUGGUGGGCCAGCUUGGUUUGUUUUGAAACCUUGUACAAAUUGUUGAAUACAGUAGCAAUGAACUGUGUGUGUGUGUGUAUGUAUGUAUGUGUGUGUGUGUAUAUAUAUACAUAUACAUAUAUAUAUAUCAGCU